Amoebophrya sp. A120 is the source of this 321-nucleotide messenger RNA. NCBI's taxonomy places the organism in Eukaryota, Dinophyceae, Syndiniales, Amoebophryaceae. The record is from the annotation of a GenBank genome assembly.
AUGACUAUGCGUCUGGCCAGACGGCAGGCAUGGAGGUCUCCGGGUACGAAAUUCGGACUCCGGACAGGCCGCGCCUCCGCGUACGGCGUUGAUAGAUUUAUUUUUUUCCUGGAAUUGCUCCGGGCGCCGCGUAAGGUCUUACCAACCGCGCCCAUGCACUUCGUUCACCGACCGCGGUCCAGGUGUCGCUCGUAUGUGCGUGGGGCAGUGGGCCCGCGGGUCGCUCUCCAGGGGCACAAACAUGCCCGACAGCACGAGCAAGGCCGCGACACACUUUCCCGGCAAACAGUCCAGCCGGCGAGGCAGACCCGGGCGGCCGGC